AUGCGCAUCUUCCCUGAAAAAUUCGAUGUGGGAAACGUCCCAGAGCAUCACAAUUGCGACGAUCGGGUAUGGUCUUGUGUCUACACAGUUGGCUCCAUACCGUUCCCCGACAGUUACAGAACUGACGGAAUGCGACAUCGGUUUUACUUGCCAUGUGUGGACGAUGCAGACUCCCACAGUCACCCGACCUUACAAGGAGCACAAGUGACUUGCGUGUCUUCUUCAUUCGUGACAAUGCGUUCAAUGAUCUCUGAGAGCAGAAAAACAUACAAUCUAGGAGGCAGCGGACAGAUCUGGCAUUUUGCGAGACUGUCGACGAGAGCAAACACCGGGGGUGUGCUGGGACGCACAUGCCACAUAUCAUCUCCCAGCUUUACCAUCAAGCAGUCCCUCCGGUACCCGCGAGACAAGCAGCGACGGCAAACCAGAUCUCUUCUCAUCGAUCUUGCUGGGCUCUCAUCACAACCCUGCCGCUACGACCGUUCUCGAUCUGCCAGAUAUGCGGGUGUCCCGCACUUUUUCUGGCAGUGCACGAACUGCGAGGAGCGAUGGCGCAGUCUCACCACUGCCCGGCGUGCAACAGCGAGCGGCUGCGGGGCUGUGCCCGCCUGCCGCCUGCCGCUGCGCGGUUGCGGGCGCCAAGGUGUGCGGGCGCCAAGGUGGGGCCCCCCCUCGGCGCCCCCGUCCAGUGCGGCGAUCGCAUGCACUCAACGGAAUCACGCACCCCUCAUAAAAAGGAGACGACGGGCAUGA
Chondrus crispus (carragheen) is the source of this 753-nucleotide messenger RNA. RefSeq lists its product as hypothetical. Lineage: Eukaryota; Rhodophyta; Florideophyceae; Gigartinales; Gigartinaceae. The record is from RefSeq and is a predicted model, not a curated record. The coding region runs from base 1 to 753 and encodes 250 amino acids. The transcript has a single exon.